Conger conger (European conger) is the source of this 1360-nucleotide messenger RNA. Its product is annotated as complement factor H-like. NCBI's taxonomy places the organism in Eukaryota, Metazoa, Chordata, Actinopteri, Anguilliformes, Congridae. The record is from RefSeq and is a predicted model, not a curated record. The transcript is spliced from 6 exons. Bases 1 to 807 code for a protein of 268 amino acids.
AUGGCAGCAUCUGGUAAUAGUUGCAAUCCUCCCCCACGUGUUGCAGAUGCAACAAUUACAUCAAAAUAUAAGACAAAAUAUGCUCAUCAAUCUACAGUGCAAUUCCAAUGCAGAGAUUUAUAUGAAAUUCAGGGGAACAGAGAAGUCACCUGCACCAGUGGAACGUGGAGUGACAUUCCAACAUGCAUUUCAAAGAUAAAAUCUACAGCAACUGGGCCGUCUUCUGAGCAAAGUGGCCCAACGAUAGCGACGCCAUCGCCAGAAAAAUAUACUUGUGAAAAGCCUGUCCUGAAAGGUGGAUUUGUGGAGCCCUCAAGAUCCACAUACUAUGAAGGUGAUAUACUGGAAUAUCAAUGCUUCAGUCCAUGUAAGCCCAAAACGAAUAGAACUAUCACUUGUAUAAAUGGACAGUGGAGUGACCGGGUGGAGUGUUCAUGUUUCACUUCUUGUGAACCCCCACAAGAAAUUCCAUUUGGGGAUAUUAAAGGUUUGACAAAAGAUGUAUAUAACACCGGUGAGACGGUAGAAUACCAGUGCAAGAAUUACUAUGUACUUUCUGGUCAAGAGUUCAUAACAUGCCGCAAUGGGGAGUGGGAUGAUCCUCCAAAAUGCCUGGAACCAUGUACCGUGACAAUUGAAGAAAUGCACCAAAGGGGAAUUGAACUCAGAUACAAACAUCCAACAAAGGUUUACAUAAAACAUGAGGAACGAAUUGUGUUCGCAUGCAAAUAUGGCAAAAGGCAAACUGAUGGCGAAUUUAUUAACUGGUGCAGACAUGGUAGAAUCCACCUUCCAUCUUGUGCUUAAGAACUAUGUUCACGCAUAGAUUAACAUGCAUGGAUUGUACCUAUUAAUUGAUUGAAUUUAAAGUUUUAGAAAAUUCACAGAUGAUCAGCACAAUAAACAGAUACAGUAAAUAUCUCACUCGGUGUCUUUAACACUUGAAAAAAAUGAUAAAGGAUAAAGAUAAUACAGCCAGUCAAUGUGUUACUCUUACAUAAACUAGAACAGUGAGACAGACAUGAUGAACCAGUACACAGUCUUUGAAGUUCAGAGUACCAAAACAGCUACGGAGUGGAAGAAAAUAUAAAUUCAAAUCCUCAUGAGCUUAUUUUGUAAUGUCACGAGAGAAGGAUUGAAGGGACAAUUUAGUCCAUGUGCUUUUGUUUUAUAACUCCAACAUUUUCCAACUCAGCAGGAAAGCACUCACAGAAAAAGAUGGGUCAAUGGAUAACCAAAGUACAGACAAAAUAUUUGCUAAAUCAUUCUUUUUUGAACUAAGAUGCAUUUACUCCACAUAUUGCUCAAUAUUCAAUGUUGAAAUACUGAUCAUGCACAAAUAAAACAUUCCUGGAUUUCA